Molecule: messenger RNA, 435 nt
Organism: Knipowitschia caucasica
Lineage: Eukaryota; Metazoa; Chordata; Actinopteri; Gobiiformes; Gobiidae
Source: the annotation of a GenBank genome assembly
AUGGCCUACGACAGAGCUGACCUUUCCGUAAAACGCUGGUGUCGUAACAAUGUCUGCACUCCCCCCACGCAGCCUGCUGCCGUCAGCAGCCCAGCGGCAGAGCACAGAGACAGGCAUGAGGCGGAGCGGCACAGGAAACCAUCGGGAUUAACCCUAUGGCCACCCACGGCAGGUGCUGAGGCAGCCACGCGUCCAGCCUCAUUAAGACGAGCCACAGAGGCCAGCGUGGCAACAAACACAGGGGAAGCGUACUUUGAGGGGGGGGCAGUGCCCAGCUCACCUCUGCGCCCCGGGGAGCCAGGUGGGUGUGGUGUGAGCCACUCAUCUGCCCUAGCCUCCUGCCGCUGCCUGACCAAUUUGUCGGUCGACCGGCCAGGAGCAGAAUGCAAAUCCUCACCAGAGGAGAGAAGCGAGGACGCGGAUCCAGCUGUGUGA